Monoraphidium neglectum is the source of this 2959-nucleotide messenger RNA. RefSeq lists its product as hypothetical. Gene Ontology annotation, biological process: protein targeting to vacuole; endosomal vesicle fusion. Gene Ontology annotation, cellular component: late endosome; HOPS complex. The record is from RefSeq and is a predicted model, not a curated record. The transcript is spliced from 3 exons. The annotation marks the transcript as partial. Lineage: Eukaryota; Viridiplantae; Chlorophyta; Chlorophyceae; Sphaeropleales; Selenastraceae.
CAACGCCGCCGUCCUCGACGGCGUCAAAUCGACCCUCCUCGGCUGCCUGCUGUUCCUCGACUCGGGGGACCUGCUGGCCGAAUGGCGCCGCGCCGCCCCCGGCAGCGCCGCCGCGCAGGCCGCGGAGCUCCUGGUGGGCCCCUCCCGCAGCCCGGGCUCUGGCUCACCGCCCCAUUCGAACGCGUCCGUUGCAGCUGCUGCCGCGGCCGCGGCGGCGCUGCGAGACCCGCACCCGGCGCUGCAGCUGCUGCUAUCGCUGGACGCGCCGGCGGCGGUGGCGGUGCUCGCAGAGGCGACGCGGGGGUGGGACGCGGUGGAGACGGACCUGCGGGCAGCUGCCGGGAAGCCGGCGGAGCAGCUGGGGAGGGUGCGAGUCGCGACGCAGGUGGUGGUGGAUGCUAUUGUGGCCCUGCUGGAGGCAGGCAGCCUGCAGGGGUCCCCAGACGACGGCGGCGAUGGCGGCAAAGGCGUUGGCGGCAGCGGCGCCGCGGUGGCAAUGGACUUUGCCGCCCGCCUCGCCGCCGCCGGCCGCGUCACCGUCAGCCCCGCCUUCGCGGCGCGCCUGCUGCGCCACCUCGCGUCGUCCGGCGCGGCGACGGGCGCCGGCGGCGCGGUUGAGGCGGAGGAGCGCUUUGUGGCGGCGCUGCAGAAUGUGGGGGUCAACGCGCCGGGGGAGAGGUUUGACCAGGAGAAGCUUGAUCUGCAGCAAUCCGACGCCGUCCUCGACGCCGCGGAGCGCGCCGGCAUGCUGCGCGCCGCCGCGACGCUGCACCACCUCCGCGGCGACUACGCUUCCGCCCUCGCCGCCUACCUCCGCCGCCCCGCCGCCGCCGGCCUCUUCGACUACGCCAGCCGCUGGCUCUCAGACUCGACCCUGCCGCCGCCGGCGCGCGCCGCUUUCACGACCGCCCUGCGCGGCCACGCGGCCGCGCUCGUCGCCGCCGACGCGGCCGCGGCCGCGGCGCUGCUGGCGCGGUGGCUGCCUGGAGAGCAGCUGCCCAUGCUGCGCGCGCUGGGGGGCGCGCCGUGCCUCCAAUUCGCGUUCCUACGCGCCGCGUUCGCUGAGCAAGAGCGGGCCGCGCUCUCUGCGCUCAGGGGCGGCGCCGGCUCGCGCGCAGACCGCGACGCCAGCGGCGGGGGCGCCGGCGAUCUGCGCCGGAGGCAGUCGCAGCCCGGCGGUGCCGCCGGGGCUACGGGCGGCAGCGCGCAGCAGCUCGACGCCCCCGAGGUUGUCGAUCUGUACGUCCGCCUGCUCUGCGAGUUCGCGCCGUCCGAGGUUCUGCCGUUCCUCCAGGGCGGCGCCCAGUCGUACGACGUGCGCGCCGCCAUCCGGCACUGCGCAGCGGCGGGGGUAGGGGACGCCGAGGCGUACCUGCACGAGCGGCUGGGGGACCUGGCAUCUGCCAUGAAGCUGUACCUGGAAGCCGCGGCCGCCUGCAGCGACGCCAUGGAGCGCGCCGUUCAAGGCGGCGGCGCGCCGGCGGCGGAGCUGCCGCCGUCGCUUGCGGCGGCGCUCGCGGCGGCGGCAGGCGGCGGCGGCGGGCUUGGGCCGCUGGGCGUCAGCGGCGGCGGCGGCGGCGCUGGCUCCAGGGGCGGCGGAGGGGACGUGGAUGGGGAAGGGGGCCAGCCGGGGGAGUGGGCCGCGGCGCUGGCGCUGGUGGCGUGGCUGCAACGGGAGCUUGGCUUGCCAGGCGCGGGGCAUCUGACCUCGCCCGCAGCGGCGCCCAACAGUGUGUCAGCCCAGCUGCCACCACAGCAGCAGCAGCAGCAGCAGCAGCAAGCAAUUGCGCUGUCGCCGGUGACAAAACCCCUGCAGCUGAUUCAGCAGCAGCAGCAGCAGCAGCAGCCCGCGCUCACUGCGGCGCAGCGCCGCAAGGCCGCGCUGCCGGGGCGACGGGCAAAGCAGCCGGCCAACGCCGACGCACGCUUGGCCGCGCAGGGCACCAAGCCAGAGGCCGCAUCACCAGCAUUGACAGCAACAGAUGCCGAAGAGGAGGAUCCCGAGGCUGCGGCGGCGCUGGCCGCGUCUCACCUCAUCCGCGGCGACCUGCACCUGCAGUGGAUAGCCAAACUGUCUCCGAGGGCGCGCCUGCACCGCUCGCGAUCCAACGGCGCCGCGGGCCCCGCCGGCGCGGCGGCGGCGGCGGAGGAGGGCGUGCCGGCCGACGUCGCGGCGGCUUGGAGGGCGGCGGCGGCGGCCGUGAACUUCUGCAAACGCAGCAGCAAGGACGCAGCCGGGCGCGGCCCGGCAGCCGCGGGGUCGACCCACACUGGCGGCGACGCCCAGGCGCGCGAGCUGGGCGCGGCGCAGGCGGCGUGGUUUGCGGUGCUGGACGCCUUCGUAUCGCGCCUGCGCCGCCUGAAGCUGCAGCGCGACGGGGACCGCGGCUGCGCGGCCGAGGGGCCUGACAGGGGCGGCGGCGUCGGCGGCGGCGACGCGGGCGGGCAGGGCGCCUUGCCGCAGGGCAAGAGCCAGCAGCAGCAGGAGCAGCAGCAGCAGCGACACCAUCAGCAGCUUCGGAGACAGCAGCAGCAGCAGCCGCGACCGCAGCAUCACCAGGGCCCAGCUGCGUGGGCGGCGCCCGACGCAGAGCUGGAGUGGGCCCUCUCUGCCCUGCAGUCCGCGCUGCCCGCCGCCGCCGCCGCUGUCCCUGAGGAUCCCGCCCCUGCCCCGCCCGCGCCGCGGCGCCCGCUGCCCGACGCGCUGCGCUCGGCGGCUGCGGCGCUCGCGCGCCGCGCGCUACGCGACCUGUACACCGCCCUGGUCGACGAGGUGAUCUCCGCCAUGGCGGACCACGUGCCCCUGAUGGACAUCGUUGCUAGGGUCUUGGAACGCCACGGGCAGGAGUCCUUUGGAGAGUUCCGCCCGACGCUGCUGGGCCUGUUUGGCGCGUGCGCGUACGAGCGCGCGAUCAUGGCCGCCGCAAACAGCCUGGUCACGAAGGACGCGUUCCGCCAG